Messenger RNA from Apodemus sylvaticus (European woodmouse), 1945 nucleotides. RefSeq names its product carbonyl reductase 4 (gene Cbr4). The transcript has 5 exons. The record is from RefSeq and is a predicted model, not a curated record. Gene Ontology annotation, biological process: fatty acid biosynthetic process. NCBI's taxonomy places the organism in Eukaryota, Metazoa, Chordata, Mammalia, Rodentia, Muridae. Gene Ontology annotation, molecular function: oxidoreductase activity, acting on the CH-OH group of donors, NAD or NADP as acceptor; quinone binding. Bases 107 to 721 code for a protein of 204 amino acids.
UGACCUGGGUCGGCUGUUGAAAGGGAGUGAAUAUUGGUUUUGUCAGUAGCUGCGUCUUUUAUUAGUUUUGAGUCUUAGGUAUCCAUCUUGCAGUCCGAGAUCCAAGAUGGAAAAAGUCUGUGCUGUUUUUGGAGGCUCCCGGGGGAUCGGCAAGGCUGUAGCCCAGCUAAUGGCCCAGAAGGGUUACCGCCUGGCGAUCAUCUCCAGAAACUUGGAAGUGGCCAAAGCCACCGCCGGCGAGCUCGGCGGAAACCACCUGGCAUUUAGGUGCGAUGUUGCCAAAGAACAAGAUGUUCACAGUACCUUUGAAGAGAUGGAGAAACGUUUAGGUCCAGUGCGCUUCUUGGUAAAUGCAGCUGGUAUUAACAGAGACAGUCUUCUAGUAAGAACAAAAACUGAAGAUAUGAUAUCUCAGCUUCACACUAACCUCCUGGGCACCAUGCUGACCUGUAAAGCCGCUAUGAAGACAAUGAUUCAGCAGGGGGGAUCUAUUGUUAACGUGGGGAGUAUUAUUGGUUUAAAAGGCAAUGUGGGCCAGUCCUCGUACAGCGCCACCAAAGGAGGGCUUGUUGGGUUUUCCCGCUCGCUUGCUAAAGAGGUUGCACGGAAGAAAAUCAGAGUGAAUGUGGUUGCACCAGGUAGGGCUGACUGCGUGGGACUGAUCACCUGUGGCAGCCCAUCCCCGGAGGAGAUGGAUCAUCCUUUCCUCAGCAGCCUGUAGUUGCUCGUGGCUCUUCAUCUUGGGGUCGGGCCUUGUGAGUCCCCAUACAUCCUGACGGUCACUGGGCAGGGCUUGUUUGGGUGACCACAGUGUUGAGAUUUCAUGCAUACAGCUUCCCCAUCAUAUGCAGAGAGAACCUAUUGCAUAGCAGAUACUCUGGUCCUAUGACUACAAUCUUUCCACGCCGUGUUCCCUGAGCAUUAAGCUAGGGGUUGUAAGUUUUUAAUAUUAGCAUUAACUAUUUUAUUUCACUCAACUUUCAUAACCUGAAGUGGUUAUAGGGUUUAUUCUGGGGUAUCCUUGAAAAAAAGUUUGCUAACAUGCAGCAUUGGAGUUCAUGAAAUCCAUGGCUUCUCGAGAGAAUUGGAAUCUUCUAGAUUCUGGCUUCUCACUGAAGAUUUCAUCUUUGGGCCAGUUGUGGUGGCAUACUUCUUUAGUCUCAGCACCCCGGAGGCAGAGGCAGGUGGAUUUCUGUGAGUUUGAGACAAGCCUUGGCUACAUACAGAGUUCCAGGCUAGCCAGGGCUGCACAAUGAGACCCUGUCUUGUAACAGCGGGUUCGCUCAUUGCUUGAAAGUCUGCAGAGGCAUUUUGACUGCUGCCUUCACCCCUUCCUGCCCACACUGUAUGUAAAGAUGAAAGGAAAUGUUGCUGACUUCUCAAAUAAAUGUGCUCAGACUUUUCUGACAGAGGGGGUUAUGUUUCACAGUGUAGUCUCACAGGCACUACAAAAUUAGUCUUGUUAUUUCUGGCCCUAGUUAUAGAUUGUCUUUAACUCAUAUUUUUUCAAUAAUUUUAUCAGCAAACAGAAACACAAACACAAACACACACACACACACAGAGAAAGAGAGAGAGAGAGAGAGAGAGAGAGAGAGAGAGAGAAACAGAGCGAGCAAGAACUUAAAAGGAGAAAAAUACAAAGAAAAUCAUCACCUGGUAUAUAAUUCUGGUGACUACUGUCACUUGUCCCUCAGAUGUUCAGAGAUACUCAGAUGUUAGCAUUUUGGAAUGUAUAUUUUGCUUUGUUUUCGAUAGUGACAUAAUGGAAUUAACUUCUAACCUGCUUUUAAGAUUACAGAUGUAAUGUAAAUAAAAAUAUAUCGAAUUAAAAAAAUAUCCAAAAAAAAAGAUUACAGAUGUGAAAUCUUCAUUUAUGACAUUAAUACCAAACAUUGUUCUAUGUAUGCUGUGGAUAUAUCAGGUCUUAACCCAUUCCUUGUUGAAA